Meloidogyne enterolobii is the source of this 387-nucleotide messenger RNA. NCBI's taxonomy places the organism in Eukaryota, Metazoa, Nematoda, Chromadorea, Rhabditida, Meloidogynidae. The record is from the annotation of a GenBank genome assembly.
AUGUUGCCUAGGUCCGAAGCAUUUAAAUUACUUUCAAAUGAUGGGGAUUUUUUGUUGCGAUUGAGUAAACCAGAUGGAACAGAGAAGAUAAUAUUAUCUACAAUUCAGAAAGGGUCAGAAUUCAAUUUUGUAAUAAAGUAUUUCAAAAAAUUAACAAUAAUUACUACACAAACAAUCGAAGAUUUAAUGAAUCAACAAUUGAAAUGCAGCAAAAAAAAUUUGAUUCAACACCUAACUCUCACUACUCCAAUAAAUAGACAACUGUGGGAAUUAACUAAACAAAGUCUAAAAUUUGGGAUCGUUCUUGGAUCAGGAGCCUUUGGAGUAGUUCGAAAAGCUGAAUUAAAUGGGAAUAAAGUUGCAGUUAAAGAACAAAAUGAGAGUUAA